AUGCACAAGCUGCGGCAGAGCCUGCGUCGGAAGCAGCCGCCCCCCGUGCCCGAGAGCGGCGCGCCGCACCAGUGGCAGGCGGACGAGGAGGCCGUGCGGCGCGGGCGGUGCGGCUUCCCCGUGCGGUACCUGGGCCACGCGGAGGUGGACGAAUCCCGCGGGAUGCACGUCUGCGAGGAGGCCGUCAAGAAGCUCAAGGCGAGCGGCCGCAAAGCCGUGAAAUCAGUGCUGUGGGUGUCGGCGGACGGUCUGCGCGUGGUGGACGACAAGACUAAGGAUCUCCUCGUCGACCAGACCAUCGAGAAGGUCUCCUUCUGCGCCCCCGACCGCAAUUUCGACAAGGCUUUUUCGUACAUCUGCCGCGACGGGACCACGCGCCGCUGGAUCUGCCACUGCUUCCUGGCCACCAAGGACUCCGGCGAGCGGCUGAGCCACGCCGUGGGCUGCGCCUUCGCCGCCUGCCUCGAGCGCAAGCAGCGGCGCGAGAAGGAGUGCGGCCCUCGCCGCCGCCUUCGACGCCCCCCCCCCGAAACGGGGAUGAGCCCCCCGCCGCCGAGCCCCCCGCCCCGCCCGGCCGCACGUCGCCGGCGGAGGGGGGUCUUGCGUGGGGGGGGGUCCCCAAAACGCCGCCAUCCCCCGUCGACGCGCCCCCUCGAGCAGUUGGUCCGUCAAGGCUCUUUCCGAGGGUUUCCCAACCUGAGCCGACAAAAUUCCCCCUUCAAAAGGCAACUCUCCCUCCGGCUCGAGGAGCUGCCCCCCGCCCUCCAGGCCCGCCGCCGCGAGCUGGAGGCGGGAUCGAGCCCCCCCGGGGUUGAGCGAUGGGAUCAGCGAUGCCCCCCCCCAAGGGGACCCCCGAUACUGCCCCCGCCCCCCCCCGCCGAGGGGGGCCUCGCAGGCCCGGCGUCCUGGGCGGAGGGGGGGGUCCCGGGGCCCCCCCGCCAUCGCCGCACCCCCUCGGAGGCCGAGCGGUGGCUGGACGAGGUCUCCAAGGCGGCCAUGGCACAGCAGCAAGGAGGGGGGGCCCCCCUACCCCCCGCCCUCCAGCCCCCCCUGGGGUACGAGGGGGGGCCCCCCGCUCUUUUCCUGCCCCCCCACCAUCCCGGGGGGGCUGUACCCCCCCGCCGUCCCCGUGGUGGGCAUCACCCCCUCCCAAAUGGUUGCCAAUAUCUUCUGCGCCGCCGGACCCCCCCCCAAAACCAACCCCCCGCCCCCCACGGGGCUCUUAGGCCCCCCCCGCCCCCCCUGCGCCCCCCCCCAACUGCCCCGGACCCUUUUGAGGUGCAAUGGGCAGCUCUGGGGGCCAAGCCCCCCCCCCCCCCGCCCCCCAACCCCUUCGCCGGGGACCCCCAGAAAACCUUUGAGAUCGAGCUUUGAGGGGGGGGGGGGAGACACACAAACGACCCUCCCCCCCCCCUCCGCUGAGUAUGGGGGUCCCCAGUGCUCCCAGCUGCAGGGCUGGGGGGGUCCCAGUACCCCUGUGCAAGGCUGGGGGGUCCCGAUCCCUGCCCCCAAGUUGGGGGUCCCAGCUGAGGCUGGGGUGGGGGGGGGAUCCCCAGUGCCCCCCUCCCCCCCUUUGGGGGGGGUUGGGAGGGGGAAUGGGAGGGAGGGGCUCUCUGCUGCUGUCGGGACCCCCCGCCCCAGGGCCUGGGGGGGUUGAGCCCCCCCGGGGGGGGGAGGGGCCCCCCCAAUUCUCUUAUGUUUGUCUUUUUUAUUUUUAACUUAAAACAAGGAGAUUUUUGUA
Phalacrocorax carbo (great cormorant) is the source of this 1741-nucleotide messenger RNA. The record is from RefSeq and is a predicted model, not a curated record. Lineage: Eukaryota; Metazoa; Chordata; Aves; Suliformes; Phalacrocoracidae.